Messenger RNA from Phytomonas sp. Hart1, 1170 nucleotides. Lineage: Eukaryota; Euglenozoa; Kinetoplastea; Trypanosomatida; Trypanosomatidae. The record is from the annotation of a GenBank genome assembly.
AUGCUUCGACGCAUUGCGCAUCUCUCUCUCUGCUGUAGUGCGGCAUACGCCAACCACCGUUGUGUGACCGUCAGCCAAGAAACGCGUGAAUGGCUGACUAAUAACCUAACAGCUUUGAAGGAGGAAUGUAAAGGACAGGGGCUCGACUUGGCCGACAUGAGUGAUGCCACCAAAGCCACUUCAUCCUCUUUGCAGGAGUGUCUAUCAAGUUCGAACGUGCAAGAUGCUGCAUUUAAGACGAUGGUUGAGUCCCUGUCGGCUUCAGUCAAAGUCUACAACAACCGACUCAAUAAUUUAAAAAAUGAAGUGUGGACAGUCCAGACUAAGGUUGAUACGCUACUGAAGAUGUUGUGGGGUACUGAGAAUCCAAAAGGUGCCAGCUUUGAGGCGCCACCUAUUCCGAGCUCCACCUCUACUGCUCAAAGGGUACCCUCAGGCAAUGGGGAGAGAUCCCACAUUGAGGGGUCUUUGGUUGAUGAAGUGCGGCACAACACGUCCUGUGAUGGGACCUUAGAAGGGGAAAAAGUAAAUGUGGAGCGUGUAGUUGGUGAGAAGGUGCCAGAUAAAUCCUAUAAAAAGUCUCAAGGUAUGGUUGACAAGAAAGAGGAAGAGAUCGAGGCCGAAGUCAUUGAAGUGGAGCUCGAUCCUGGUUUUAAUAGUUCGGUUGGUGAUAAAAAGAUUACGGACAUUACUAAAGAGCUUUACGAGCGGGGUGUUGAUUUCUCAGAUUGCCUCGAUGCUAAGUCGCUUCGUCAGCGCUAUGACGAUGUUCUCAGUGGAAAGAUUGCGAGUCAACCCCCCUCUUCGUCGUCGUUAUCGGCCACAGAUAGUUCUUCUGUGAAACCGUCAGCAACUAAUACCGAUCGGCCCUAUGCGUCUCCGCGGCUUCAAUAUAGCGAGGAGCCGUCCUAUAUGCCCCCGCCGCCCAACACCGGAGAGGCAGGUCUGGCCCACGACCCAUAUCCUAAUGCGACGCGGAAGAUGGUGGACGCGAUGAAGUUUGUAUGGCAAAUUAAGCAAGAGCUGUCCAGUGAGAGGGGUAUAGAUCCUAAUACCGUGGAUUUAUGGAGCGGUAAGACAAAACUGGAGGACCACAAACGGCUUUAUGACUACCCCACCGCGCAGAGUCAUCCGAUCGAAGUCCGCCAAAAGGGUGAUAUGCCACACUAA